GAUUUAAAAUGUUAAGGUUGUCUGUACGCGCUCGCAGUGAUAGAAAGUCCAGUAGAUGAGGGACAGCUGAUGAAGGCCAUCGUUUUGUAUGCUCGUCCAGCGCUGGUAUUCUCGAGAUUUGUUGCCACUGCUGGGACCUUCCUUUCGGGGAAGAUUGUCUUUGGAGCACCAUUAUUCACUAAAUGGACGGUGGUCGUUUUGUUCGAUGCGUCAGUUUUACUUCCACACUUGAGUUGUUCAGUCUUGUUUCAAGUGCGCGAUGAUAAAAAAAAAGAAGUGCGGUUUCUGGCUCCGCGAAUAGUUGAAUAAUCGUAAGUCCAUGGCCGAUUCGCAUGAGUGACAAGACUCAUCAGGUCUCCACCAGCCAUGUCGGUGCUCUGGGAGAAACAGUCAUUUCAUCUGGUUUCCUUUAUCACACCGUAACAUGCCGUCGUAG
Molecule: messenger RNA, 436 nt
Organism: Suillus discolor
Lineage: Eukaryota; Fungi; Basidiomycota; Agaricomycetes; Boletales; Suillaceae
Exons: 3
Coding region: 70-309 (79 amino acids)
Source: RefSeq, a predicted model, not a curated record